This is a messenger RNA of Spathaspora passalidarum NRRL Y-27907, 513 nucleotides long. It is a transcript of the gene RCT1, whose product is annotated as Rct1p. The record is from RefSeq and is a predicted model, not a curated record. The transcript has a single exon. Lineage: Eukaryota; Fungi; Ascomycota; Pichiomycetes; Serinales; Debaryomycetaceae. Gene Ontology annotation, cellular component: outer membrane. Bases 1 to 513 code for a protein of 170 amino acids.
AUGUCUGCUAACGAUUUCUACUCAUCUGGUGAACAAGGAUCCUACGAACCUCCAAAGUCAAACAACCAAGGUAAUGACAGUGAAGGUGGGGACAGAGGAUUAGGCUCUACUUUAUUAGGUGGAAUUGCUGGUGGAUUUGGUGGUAAUAAAUUGGGUGGUAACAACCACGGAACAUUAGGUACUGUUGUUGGUGCUGUUGGCGGUGCUAUUGCUGCAAACAAGAUUGAAGAUGCUUACGAAGACCACAAUAAACAAGACCAAUAUGGUAGACCUGGUCAGCAUAGUGGAAUUGGGGGUGGUGAAAGAAGACACGAAGGUGGAUUUGGAGGUGAAAGAAGACAUGAAGGUGGCUUUGGUGGAAGAGAUGAAGGCCGUGGUCAUGGUGGUUUCGGUGGCAGAGAAGAAGGACACCAUGGUGGAUUCGGUGGUAGAGAUGAAGGUCGUCAUGGUGGUCAUGGUGGCCAUGGUGGCCAUGGUGGCCAUGGUGGUCGCGGCGGAGAAGGUCGUUGGUAG